Coniophora puteana RWD-64-598 SS2 is the source of this 2466-nucleotide messenger RNA. Its product is annotated as Sec34-domain-containing protein. Bases 1 to 2466 code for a protein of 821 amino acids. Gene Ontology annotation, biological process: intracellular protein transport; Golgi organization; intra-Golgi vesicle-mediated transport. The record is from RefSeq and is a predicted model, not a curated record. Lineage: Eukaryota; Fungi; Basidiomycota; Agaricomycetes; Boletales; Coniophoraceae. Gene Ontology annotation, cellular component: cis-Golgi network; membrane; COG complex. The transcript has 11 exons.
AUGUCCCUCGCCCGACCUGGUGUAGCUCAGCGCCGUUCCGGGCUCCUUUCAAGCAAUCCUACAACGCCUACAAGAACAGCACUCAGCGUCGAAGAAUGGGAGUCCAAAGCGCCCCUUGAUGAUUUGGCCGUUAAGAGUAUUGCGCUGGUCAAGGAGGCCAGUGAGAAGGUUCCAUUGCCGGUCAAAUUCAGCGCUGCAGACGCAGAACCGUCGCGCCCUUCAACACCCAUCUUGCGCGGUAAACUGAUCGGAUCCGGGUCACGACCGUCCACCCCUAGUGCAUCGAACCGCCCCCUUCCAACAGCACAUGCCCUCGAUCCCAAGGAUGCGAUUCAGACUCCUCAGCAGUUCUAUGAUUGGUUCGCGAAGAUUGACCGCUCCGUGGCACAUAGCCAAGAGGCCCACUUUCGAGCGCACGUUGCUGCUGUGACAGAACGCAUUGACGCCGUGGAUAUGAUCCUGGACCGUAUAGAUAAAGUGGACAAGGAUGUGGACAGCAUGCUGCACGAAUGGCGCGUCGUCGAAGAGGGAGGCCGAAGCUUGAAGGAUGCUUGCGAGAAGUUACUAGAGGAACGAGAGCAACUCAUCGAUCUCACCGAUGAGAUCGGCUCAAGGCUAGAGUACUUCCAUGAGCUUGAACAAGCCACAAGGAUGCUCAAUCAUCCUGGUGAAUCCCUCGUGCUACAGACAGACUUCUUGUACAUGGUCGAGCGUGUCGACAUAUGCAUCGAGUACUUUGAAUCGCAUCGUAAUUUCAGAGAAGCCGAUGUUUAUCUUCUACGCUUUCAACAAUGCAUGACCCGUGCUAUGACGCUCAUCAAAAUGUUCUUCGUUGGGUCAUUGCGUGCCCUCACUGUCGACGUGUCAAGGCGCUUGUCAGAGAAGGAUGUGUCAUCGACAGCUCAGACUCACCUGUUGUAUACACGGUUUCGAAGUGUUACUUCCCAGCUAGCGCCGCUGCUCGGCGAACUGGAACGUCGUGCCUCGGCACAUCCGGAAGAGCUGUCAGCAUUGCUGUCCGAGUGCCAUGUAGCUUAUUUCAGCGCUCGAAAGGGGUUGUUAGUGAAUCGUCUCGUAGAAGAAAUAAGAGGCCUGGACCCGGCGCACACUGAGCUUGUCGAGCUUACCAGCGCUGGCUGUAGCUAUCUGAAACAACUCUGUACGGAUGAGUUUGACUUGUUCCGGGAAUUCUUUAAUUCGGGAGCGGAUCAGCUAUACCCUUAUCUCGAAAACCUAUGCGACUAUCUUUACGACGACCUUCGGCCCCGAAUCCUUCACGAGCAGCGCUUAACAACACUUUGUGAAGUUUGCACCGUUCUGCAAGCCUUAAUGGUUCUCGACGUCUCCGAGUUGCCGGAUGAACCUCUGGACACCGAUGUCCCCGACCAGCUAACCAUGGAUUUCGAGCCCCGCAAGCCACCAGGGCUACAAAAACUACAUAUUAGCCGUCUGCUCCAAAUGGUCCUACAAGAUGCACAAACUCGGCUGUUUUUCAAGGCUCAGUCCGUGAUCCAAGCUGAAAUACGGCAUUAUGUGCCCAAACCAGAAGACCUUGCUUAUCCCGACAAACUUGUCGCGCAGCCGCCAAGAAGCCAACAGAAAGGCGAAUCCAGGCAGCUAUUUCAGCUACCCUCGUUCGAUAAACAAGAGACAUGGUUCCCUACAUUACAGAAAUGUGUAUGGGUGCUUUCACAGUUACAUGACUUUGUCAAGCCCGCCAUUUUCGAAGAUAUUGCGCAGGAAGCCGUGAGCUUAUGUCGCCAAUCCUUGGUUUCAGCAUCCAAUUCGAUGAAAAACACCAGUUCUUCUUCAGCAAGCUUGGAUAGCGACCUGUUCCUUGUUCGCCACCUCCUCAUUUUGAAAGAAGUGGCCAACAACCUCGAUUAUAUCCAGCAGGACACCAAGCCGGGUCCUGACUAUGGUGGCGUUGCGGAUACGUUAGCAUUGCUGGUCAACAAGACAACGUCCUUUCUGCCUGAAGCAAUCUUUUCUUCGUUGCGAACGUCUCGAGGGCAUGACAGCUUCGGUGACGCAAAAGUGAACAUCGAUCAGGAUUUACGGAAGUCGUGUCGAGAAGUAAUAUCGAGCUGCUCAACUCCAAUAGGGUGGCCUCUGCGAGACUGGACCGACCGAGUCCGCGCCCUUACCAGUCGCACCGGUACUGUUGAACAGGUGCAGACGUCCUUGAUGGCCCAGGAAUGGGCUCAGCAAGCGGCGGCCGAGAACCUGCACAAGAAAUUCAUCGAGGCUUGUGAACGCGAUCUCAGGUCUUCUGUCGCACGUAUGAAGCUUUACCUCGAAGACAGCCGAACGGUGUCCGUAUUAGUGACGCAUGUUCAAGAAACUAUCGAAGAUGACUAUGCGACUUUUCGGGAUGUAGUAUGGACGAUGUACGCCGGGUCCUUGAGGGAUGUAGUACUGUCAACGGAUGGUCUGAAAGACCUGCUAGCACAAGUCUGUGAGUAG